Messenger RNA from Gracilinanus agilis (Agile Gracile Mouse Opossum), 4194 nucleotides. It is a transcript of the gene PTPRT, whose product is annotated as protein tyrosine phosphatase receptor type T. The transcript has 31 exons. The coding region runs from base 1 to 4194 and encodes 1397 amino acids. Lineage: Eukaryota; Metazoa; Chordata; Mammalia; Didelphimorphia; Didelphidae. Gene Ontology annotation, molecular function: protein binding; protein tyrosine phosphatase activity. Gene Ontology annotation, biological process: protein dephosphorylation. The record is from RefSeq and is a predicted model, not a curated record. Gene Ontology annotation, cellular component: membrane.
AUGGCUAAUUCAUUUUGUUCCUUCAUGAUGGUGAACAGCUCUGGUCGGGCAUCUGGACAAAAAGCUCACUUGCUUUUGCCGACCUUGAAGGAGAAUGAUACGCAUUGUGUCGAUUUCCAUUACUACUUAUCUAGUAGAGACCGGUCUAGCCCUGGAUCAUUGAAUGUUUAUGUGAAAGUUAAUGGAGGACCACAGGGCAACCCCAUCUGGAACGUUUCAGGGAUUGUGACAGAAGGCUGGGUGAAGGCGGAGCUGGCAAUCAGCACCUUUUGGCCACAUUUCUAUCAGGUUAUAUUUGAGUCGGUAUCUUUGAAGGGACAUCCUGGCUACAUAGCAGUGGAUGAAGUUCGGGUCCUUGCUCAUCCAUGUAGAAAAGCACCUCAUUUCCUGCGACUCCAAAAUGUUGAAGUAAAUGUGGGACAGAAUGCAACAUUCCAGUGUAUUGCUGGAGGAAAGUGGUCCCAGCAUGACAAACUAUGGCUCCAGCAAUGGAAUGGGAGAGAUACUGCCCUCAUGGUCACCCGAGUGGUCAACCACAGAAGGUUUUCAGCUACAGUUAGUGUGGCCGACACAUCUCAAAGGAGCAUCAGCAAGUAUCGAUGUGUCAUUCGCUCCGAUGGUGGCUCUGGAGUCUCUAAUUAUGCAGAAUUAAUAGUAAAAGAACCUCCUACGCCCAUUGCUCCUCCUGAGUUACUGGCUGUUGGGGCCACCUACCUGUGGAUUAAACCAAAUGCUAAUUCCAUAAUUGGAGAUGGUCCCAUCAUCUUGAAGGAAGUGGAGUACCGAACAACCACAGGCAACUGGGCUGAGACCCACAUCGUCGAUUCCCCCAACUACAAGCUAUGGCACCUGGAUCCUGACGUGGAGUAUGAAAUCCGAGUGCUGCUCACCCGGCCAGGUGAAGGUGGGACAGGGCCCCCGGGACCCCCGCUGACCACCAGGACCAAGUGUGCAGAUCCCGUGCAUGGUCCCCAAAAUGUGGAGAUUGUGGACAUCCGCUCCAGGCAGCUGACCCUCCAGUGGGAACCCUUUGGGUAUGCAGUGACCCGAUGUCACAGCUACAACCUCACUGUCCAGUACCAGUAUGUAUUCAAUCAGCAGCAGUACGAAGCUGAGGAAGUCAUCCAGACUUCAUCCCACUACACCCUGAGGGGCCUCCGCCCAUUCAUGACCAUCCAACUGAGGCUUGUGCUCUCCAACCCAGAGGGAAAGAUGGAAAGCGAGGAGCUUGUGGUGCAGACAGAAGAGGAUGUUCCUGGAGCUGUUCCACUUGAAUCUAUCCAAGGAGGGCCUUUUGAGGAAAAGAUCUAUGUCCAGUGGAAACCUCCCAAUGAAACCAAUGGCCUGAUCACCCUCUAUGAGAUAAACUACAAGGCUGUGGGUUCCCUCGAUCCAAAUGCUGACCUUUCGAGCCAGAGGGGGAAAGUCUUCAAGCUUCGGAAUGAAACCCACCACCUCUUUGUGGGACUGUAUCCAGGAACAACCUAUUCAUUCACUAUCAAGGCCAGCACAUCAAAGGGCUUUGGGCCUCCCAUCACUACACGCAUUGCCACCAAAAUCUCAGCUCCUUCGAUGCCUGAGUAUGACACAGAUUCGCCUUUGAAUGAGACAGACACAACCAUUACUGUCAUGCUGAAGCCUGCCCGGUCCCGGGGUGCACCUGUCAGUGUCUAUCAGCUGGUCGUCAAGGAGGAGAGACUUCAGAAGGCCAGAAGGGCUGCAGACAUCAUUGAGUGCUUCUCAGUGCCUGUGAGCUACAAGAAUGCCUCCAGCCUGGAUUCCCUACACUAUUUUGCAGCUGAAUUGAAGCCUGUCAACCUGCCAGUUACACAGCCAUUCACGGUGGGGGACAAUAAAACCUACAAUGGCUAUUGGAAUGCACCUCUCUCACCCUUGAAGAGUUACAGCAUCUACUUCCAGGCUUUGAGCAAAGCCAAUGGAGAAACCAAAAUCAACUGUGUCCGACUGGCAACCAAAGCAGUAAUGGGUAGGCAACAGGUGACCACGGGGACUCCAUUCUACCUCCUGAGCACAGGAGCAUCCACACAGAACUCCAAUGCUGUGGAACCUGAGAAACAGGUGGACAAUACAGUGAAAAUGGCCGGAGUGAUCGCUGGGCUCCUGAUGUUUGUGAUUAUCCUCCUGGGUGCCAUGCUCACAAUCAAGAGGAGAAGAAAUGCAUAUUCCUACUCCUAUUACUUGAAACUGGCCAAGAAACAGAAAGAGACUCAGAGCAGCACUCAGAGGGAGAUGGGGCCUGUGGCAACCACGGACAAGACCAAUACAAAGCUGAGCACCGCUCGGAAUGAAGAAGGGUUUUCCUCCAGCACUCAGGAUGUGAAUGGAUUCAGCAGUAGCCGUGGGGAGUUGGCCCAGCCUACACUGACCAUCCAGACCCAUCCGUACAGGAGCUGUGAGCCGGUAGAAAUGUCCUACCCUCGGGACCAGUUCCAGCCUGCAAUCCGAGUAGCAGACCUAUUACAGCACAUCACACAGAUGAAGCGCGGUCAAGGCUAUGGGUUCAAGGAGGAGUACGAGGCAUUACCUGAGGGGCAGACGGCAUCUUGGGACACAGCCAAAGAAGAUGAAAACCGCAAUAAGAAUCGAUAUGGGAACAUCAUCUCCUGUAGGUGCAAAGAUGACCACUCGAGAGUCAGACUGCUAAUGCUGGAUGGAGACCCACAUUCAGACUACAUUAAUGCCAACUACAUCGAUGGAUACCACCGACCUCGUCAUUACAUUGCUACCCAAGGUCCAAUGCAGGAAACUGUCAAAGACUUUUGGAGGAUGAUUUGGCAGGAGAAUUCAGCCAGUGUCGUGAUGGUGACAAAUCUCGUGGAAGUGGGAAGGGUGAAGUGUGUUAGGUAUUGGCCGGAUGACACAGAAGUUUAUGGCGAUAUUAAGGUCACAUUAAUUGAAACAGAACCACUGGCUGAGUAUGUCAUACGCACGUUUACUGUUCAAAAGAAAGGCUACCAUGAGAUCCGUGAGAUCCGGCUGUUCCACUUCACCAGCUGGCCUGACCACGGGGUUCCGUGCUAUGCCACCGGUCUCCUGGGCUUCGUCCGGCAGGUGAAAUUCCUCAACCCUCCUGAGGCAGGACCUAUAGUGGUACAUUGCAGUGCUGGUGCAGGGAGGACGGGUUGUUUCAUCGCCAUUGAUAUCAUGCUUGACAUGGCAGAAAACGAAGGCGUGGUGGAUAUAUUCAAUUGUGUGCGAGAGCUCCGAUCCCAAAGGGUCAAUCUGGUACAAACAGAGGAGCAGUAUGUGUUUGUCCAUGACGCCAUCUUGGAGGCCUGCCUUUGUGGCAACACUGCCAUUCCUGUGUGUGAAUUCCGGUCAAUAUACUAUAACAUCAGCAGACUGGAUCCACAGACCAACUCCAGCCAAAUAAAAGAUGAAUUUCAGACCCUCAAUAUUGUGACACCCCGUGUCCGGCCAGAAGACUGCAGCAUUGGUCUCCUGCCAAGGAAUCAUGACAAGAACCGAAGCAUGGAGGUCCUGCCUCUUGAUCGCUGCCUCCCCUUCCUCAUCUCUGUGGAUGGAGAAUCGAGCAAUUACAUCAAUGCAGCACUAAUGGAUAGCCACAAGCAACCGGCGGCCUUUAUCGUCACUCAGCACCCUCUUCCCAACACUGGAGCUGACUUCUGGAGGCUCGUGUUCGAUUAUAACUGCUCCUCAGUGGUGAUGCUGAAUGAGAUGGAUACUGCCCAGCUCUGCAUGCAGUAUUGGCCAGAGAAGACGUCCUGUUGUUAUGGGCCUAUCCAGGUGGAGUUUGUAUCGGCUGACAUCGACGAGGACAUCAUCAAUAGGAUAUUCAGAAUCUGCAACAUGGCAAGACCCCAAGACGGGUAUCGUAUUGUCCAGCACCUGCAGUACAUUGGCUGGCCUGCCUACCGGGACACUCCUCCGUCCAAACGGUCCCUUCUGAAGGUCGUCCGGCGACUAGAGAAGUGGCAGGAACAGUACGAUGGGAGGGAUGGACGCACUGUUGUCCACUGCUUAAAUGGCGGGGGACGAAGUGGAACCUUCUGUGCUAUCUGCAGUGUGUGUGAAAUGAUCCAACAACAAAAUAUCAUUGAUGUAUUCCACAUAGUGAAAACAUUGCGGAACAACAAAUCCAACAUGGUGGAAACGCUGGAUCAAUAUAAGUUUGUAUACGAAGUCGCACUGGAAUACUUAAGUUCAUUUUAG